Molecule: messenger RNA, 5300 nt
Organism: Epinephelus fuscoguttatus (brown-marbled grouper)
Lineage: Eukaryota; Metazoa; Chordata; Actinopteri; Perciformes; Serranidae
Gene: fbxo30a
Product: F-box protein 30a
Exons: 3
Coding region: 251-2467 (738 amino acids)
Molecular function (GO): protein binding; ubiquitin protein ligase activity; zinc ion binding
Source: RefSeq, a predicted model, not a curated record
CGCCGCUUGACUCAGAACAGCGAAGGACUCAGAGCCGGAGAACCAGCUGCAGCCGGUUCAUAUCAUAAGAAGAUUUAGACACAUUAAAUACUGUGAGAUGGUUAUGUAGCUGUAGUUUCCACGUUGCUGAUGUCGCCGGCGCUGAUUUAAGUAAAGAAGUCCUGGUAACAUUCACCUGGAAAACCCCAUAACUCGGGGUUGAACACGUCACCCCUUUUCCCUGCCAGAACCAGUUGGGCAAGGAGCAAACAUGGAGAGCAUGCACUCCCACUGCCUUAAAUGCAUCAACAGAAGGUGCAUGGUGAGACCAGAGGCGGGUGUUUGCUGUGACCUCAUCGGCUGUCCUCUAGUCUGUGGGGCAGUUUUUCACUCAUGCAAACUAGAGGAACACCGUUUACUGUGUCCAUAUGAACGGCUGCCAUGCCUUAACAGUGGAUUUGGCUGCCCAUUCACUAUUGCAAGGAUUAAGAUGGCACAACAUCUUGAGAUCUGCCCAGCAAGUAUCGUAUGUUGCACUAUGGAGUGGAACCGCUGGCCUGUGAGCUACGCUGAUCGCAAGUCCUAUGAAAACUUGAGCAAAGACUUUGAUGAGGUGGAGCAGCUAGACAUGGCUUUGGCCCUGCAGGAUCAGAGGAUGUUGUUAGAGUCACUGAAGGUCACAACCACAGUGUCAAAGAAUGGAGAUAAAGAAGCGGAUGAAAGUGACAAAAUGGCCACAGCUUCAAGUCUAUCAGAGACAGUGUUGGGUAAUGUAACAGUUGAAAUGGAAGAGGAGCCCUAUAAUGGGUUGUAUAGAGCCUCAGUUGAGACGAGCAGAAGUUUAGCAGCGGCUUUGGACAUCCUCACUAAUUCAAAGGAUAUCGAUGUAAUUGUUGGAAAUUUAAACGGGGAAAAGACUGAUAAGAAUGGAGCACUACACAAUGGGGAAAAUGGUGAUAGUCAGAAUGUUUAUGCUGCUGAAGGUGGGAAGAAUGUGGACAUGCAGGAGAGUGACUCUGAUUCAGAGUGUGAGCUCGGAGCGGUUGGUGGAGUGGACUGUGCAGUCGGGACAGAUGGAGAAGAAGAUGGUAUUAGCUGGGCAGAAGAAAAUGAUUUUGUAGAGCUGCUCUUUGAAGAGAAGGAAGACAUUAUUGAAGAGCCAAUAAAUGAUUCCAACCUUGUCUGGCCAGAGAUGCCUCAGAAUUACAUGCCUGUUGUAGCACUGGAACCUCCUGUGCCUCAGCAAGCACCAGUUCCACAUCCAAUGCCAUUCCUGCUGUCUGAUCAUGUGAGAAAUAACUUCUUACAACACUUACCUACUGAACUCAGGUAUCGGUGUUUGGAGCGUAAACUACAGAAUGUAGAAGUGCUCAGAGGAAUAAGUAUGUUUACAUUUAAUGGACGUCGGGCUCUGCUGUCAGACCCUUACUUGUUUCGAACAAAGAUGGAGGACAAGGCAGUAGACACAUCUGACCUGGAAGUAGCAGAUGACCCCAUGGGCCUCCAUGGCAUUGAUCUCAUCACUGCAGCUCUGCUCUUUUGCCUCGGCGACUCUCCAGGAGGCAGAGGAAUCUCAGACAGCAGGUUUGUUGAUGGCUACCACAUCGACUUUGGUACUCAGACAUUCUCCUUUCCUUCAGCCAUUCUUGCAACCAACACCAUGGUGGGAGACAUUGCUUCGGCCUCAGCCUGCGAUCACGCCAGCCCACAGCUCUCCAAUCCAAGCCCCUUCCACACUCUCAGGCUGGACCUGGUGCUCGAAUGUGUAGCUAGAUACCAAACAAAGCAGCGCUCCAUGUUCACAUUCGUGUGCGGGCAGCUGUUCCGGCGGGAUGAGUUCUCGUCUCAUUUCAAGAACGUUCACGGAGAUAUUCAUGCCGGACUCAACGGCUGGAUGGAGCAGCGCUGCCCCCUGGCCUACUAUGGCUGCACCUACUCCCAAAGACGAUUCUGCCCAUCUGUACAGGGCUUCAGAAUCAUCCAUGACAGACACCUUGGCUCGUUUGGAGUUCAGCCCGGUUUGCCCUUAAGAAAUGGGGAGAACUACCCAAGAAGAAACUUCCGCUAUGGUCCAAGGACUGAUCAGUUCAGCAGCCUACCUUUCGAGGUGUUGCAACAUGUAGCAAGCUUCCUGGACAGCUUUAGCUUGUGCCAACUGUCCAGAGUGUCCCGCACCAUGAGGGAUGUGUGUGCUAGUUUGCUCCAGAUGCGUGGCAUGGUCGUCCUGCUGUGGGAGAAGAAACGGCGUGCUGAUGGGUCUCCAUCAUGGCAGAUCACAGACAAGGUGUGGCGAUUCAGCACAGCUUUCGGUACAGUGAAUGAGUGGAAGUUUGCCAACAUCGCCAGCAUGGCCGACCACCUCAAGAAGUGCAAGUUCAAUACAAUCUCUCGUCGGGAAGAGGCGAUCCCCCUGCCAUGCAUGUGUUUCACCAGGGAGCUCACAAAAGAGGGAAGGUGUUUACGCUCAGUUCUCAAACCAGUAGCUUAAAGUGACUUUGAAAGAUGAAGUCAUCUUUUGGACUUUUCUUGAGACCAUUUGAACUCAAAUACACAUGUAUUUCCUCCAGUGUUUACAGACAUUAGUCUCCUCCAGCCUCAAAAUGAUAACUCCUGGUUGAACAUUAUAAACUGUUGGUCGUUUUCUUCACAAUGGAAAUAAUCUUCACUCCCCUAAAUAAGACAAAGCCAGUAGUGGGCCGAUUUAUCCUUCAGCGGAUGCUGAUGUGCUGCAAUUAUAGAUCGGCAGAUUAAAUUGCUUGCUUUGUAUCUUCCACUCUGAUGGAUUUAUGAAUACCAGUGUGCUGACAUUGUAGCCAUAUCUACUCUGACAUUGUGUAAAUAAUCAGAUGUUUUGAUGUAGAUUUUUUUUUUUAUUUUUAUAUCAAAAAGUCAGUACUGUGCUACCAUGGAAGUAAGAGUACAGCCUUAACUUAUGAUGAACUUGAUUUUAUAGUCAUGAGGUUGUGAGAACAUCUCAGUGAGAUUUCUUUGCUGCUUCCAGCUGGAACAGUUUACUGGUAUCUUGCACGGUUUUAUAUCUUAUCCUGAUACCUAGAGUGACCACGUGUGCUGCUUAAAGCUCAUAGACCCGCUUUACACCUGGUAUUAACAUGCGUCCUAGGUGACUGGAUCACAAGUGGACAGCUUCAAGUACAGGUGUGAAUGCACCAAAAUGCGUCCUUACUGCAUCUUGAGAUCUGAUCACUCUAGAGGUGGUUUGGGCUGCAUGUGGCCACAUUCUCUCAGCAGUGCAACAGAGGAAGGGAAGCAAGCAAGGGCUGUCAACACUAUUAAAUAAGAUUUUACUAAUUUGAAAUAGUAGGGACUGUAAGUGUGUGUUUAGCACGACUAACCUCCCAUGGGUUUAAAAGAACAGCACUUUUCAGUCUUUGCAAGCGGAAAUGAUUCACAUGUUUAUUUGCAUAUAGAGCAGGGAAGAGAGCUCCAAUCACAAGCGGCCACACGAGAUGCAUGUGGAGAUACAUUGUAAUACCAGGUGUGAAUAGACAGACAGAGCUGUUCACACAUGUGAUAGGAUCAACAGAGACGCACGAUAAUCCCAGGUGUAAACAGGCUCAUAGAUUUCAUGGCUUUAAUUACACAUUUUAAGACUGACCAAACAUCUGUGGUUGCGGUGCGCAAUGUAUGCCACUUUACAGGAUGGUCAUACUGUAUUCACUGUGGGGUUUCUGUUAACCAGCAUAAGCAUGUCACCAUCAUCAUAUUAAGUGUUUAAAUGUAGUGUGGGUUGGCAUGUUAAAGCAGUAACAAAGGUGGUCCAUCUUGCUUUUAUCUCACCUCUGACUAAUGCGCUGGCAUGUUAGUCAGGUGGGAGAUGAUGUAACAGUGUUCACUGGCCACAUGGCAGUACGUUCUCAGCUGCAGUUGGCUUGUGGUUUGCCCGUUCUACCAGCUACUUUUAACCAGCAAUUGUUUAAAGGUUUCAUAAAAAGAUCUAAAUGUAGCAUCUAAAAUAAUGAAUGUACUCAGCGAAUAUAAGAAUCCAUCAGUGACUGUGGUCAGCUCGGUUUGCCUCCCUCAGUGUCAGACCUCAUAAAACCCUGCAGGCCAGGUGUUCAGAUAUAUAACGGGCACACGCUUCCCUCCAGUAAUGAGCAUCACUAAUUAUAUCCGUACGCAUUAUUUAUCAUAUGUUUUUGUCACUACAUGUCCACUGUGUUCAGAUGUUGUUGGCGUCUCAGGGUUGUAGCAUUAAGCUUUGUGUCACAGUAGGUUGCGUGUAGUUGACGAAAUUGCUGAGAACGACGUGACGACUUGUCGGCAACUUGAUUAUUGUGGGGUCUUAGACAAACUGACUGGUGUACCGCUCAGUAUUAUAAUAACGUAACAGUGUGUGUUGCAGUGCUGGACUAAUAAAUUACAUGUUUGUCACCCAAUGGUGUCAUGUUUAUAACCGAGUAACUGAAAUAGGCUGUCGGCGCAAAUGCUGCUUGAUUGUUCUUUGGAGUGAUCAGACACCUUUUGAAUUAGAUUUCUAGGUUGGAUUAAGAAAUAAGGUCUAAAAACACAUGCACAUGAGAUUUUACUCACUUACAUGAGAAAGUCAAAAUGUUGUGAAAUGUGGAUUUUGGUAGAAAAUGUCACAGAAAAGUAACUAAUUCCUUUGAGGAAUUUGUGGGAUUUUGUUUUUAUAUUUUCUGAUAUAAAGCCCAAGUGAUAACGUAACUAAGCUGUCUUUUUACUCUGACAAGUCCCAAUCCAUGUUUGGUUCUUUUCUUAUUUUUUUUUGUACUGGUACUUUUAUUUUGAAGAAGAAAAAGGAUCUGCCUCUGUAAUGUCUAGAUUUGUAUUUGAAUUAUUGAUUUGCACAUGAAGGCAUGUACUGUAAAAGCUGAAUUAUAAUGCCGAGGGGCUGUCUUUGCUCAAGUAGCAGGAAUUUUUACUCCCUCACGUUCUGCAUGUGAGUUUGAUGUCUUUUGGAAAUGUUCGGUCAGUCCAGUUGCAGACUCAUUCAUACAGAUUAUUUCUCAGGCACAGUACAUCGAUUUUCUAUAACCUGUUACAUAUUUAAAGCUUGUGUCAUAAUGAACUUAUCACAUGUCCUGAUUCUUCAGGUUUAGUGGGUGGAGUUGAAUUAAUUAAAUCAGUCUUUUGCUCUAUUGAGGUUCAUAAACAUUAAGAUAAAUGUAUUUCCUCUGUGUUUUCAGUGAUAUAGUCUUCACAGGCACCUGGAGUGUAUCAACACUUGACAUUUUAAGUUUUGUUCUCACUCCUGCUGACGUGUGUUUUUCACCAUCAUAUGCCAGCUUCAUUUGUUUGACCUUUGAAGCAUUUUAAUAAAGAGGCUCUUGGUUUUUAAA